Messenger RNA from Lizanozyma spartinae, 897 nucleotides. It is a transcript of the gene PLC2, whose product is annotated as Plc2p. The transcript has a single exon. The record is from RefSeq and is a predicted model, not a curated record. Lineage: Eukaryota; Fungi; Ascomycota; Pichiomycetes; Serinales; Debaryomycetaceae. Gene Ontology annotation, biological process: lipid metabolic process. Gene Ontology annotation, molecular function: phosphoric diester hydrolase activity. The coding region runs from base 1 to 897 and encodes 298 amino acids.
AUGGUCGACUUACAAUCUUGGAUGAAGGAAAUCGGUGAUGAUACCAGCAUCGCCAAGUUGACAAUUCCUGGGACGCAUAAUUCUGGUGCCUGUUACACUGCUUUACCCUCUGUUCAAUGUCAAGGGGAGUAUGUUACAGACCAAUUGAAACAUGGGGUUCGGUUCUUGGAUGUGAGAGCUGGUAAGUUGUUCAUGAAGGAAGGGGAGGAGGCCAAGGACUUGCAAGUUAUCCAUGGUAAGUUUCCCGUGAAGAUUCCAUUCCCCGAGAAAUUGAGUAGUGUUAUGAAAGAGGUUUAUGAAUUUCUUGAAGAAAAUCCCAGUGAAACUGUUUUAUUUUCCUUGAAGCAAGAAGGUAUUGACGACUGGAACAACGACCAAGAUGAGUUUGGUAAUUGUAUUUGGGAUCGUUACAUCGACAAGAAUAAGGAUAAAUGGUAUUUGGGUACCGAUCUACCCAAAUUGCGUGAUUGUAGAGGUAAGGUGAUUCUUUUCAGACGAUUUGGUGUUUGUGAUGAGAACAGAGCCAGAGAAUUUGGAUUCAACGCUUCUAGCUGGCAUUACAACACCGUGGAAGAUGAUAGAGGUGACUUUGUGGUUCAAGAUUUCUGUGAGAUUAAUGAGCCCUCAGACAUUGAAAAGAAGUUGGGUUAUGUUAAGGAAUUGGCCAAGAAGGCUUUUGACUAUAACAGAGACAAUGAUAACAAGUUGUAUGUGAACUUUUCCAGUGGAGCCAACUUCUUCAACACUUCAUGUUGGCCAGAAAAGGUUGCCGACGGCAUGAUUGCUGGUAACAUUAGUGAAUGUUUCAACAAGGCUAUUGGGAUUGUUGUGUUGGAUUACAUUGAAAAGGAUAACUGGAGAUUGGCUAGAGAAUUAGUUGAGAAGAACUUUAACUAA